UCGACGGACGCGAACGUGCGCGGACGGGGAGCGCCACUCGGCGAGGAGCUCCAGUCUGUGAUUCGGCGGAGGUACGUGAGGACUGGGCUGUCUCGGGCGCGCCAUGACGUCACUCCGCGGAGGAGCAGUAUUGAGUCUCGCUCGGGCUUCGAUCUCAGGGUGCUCGGCGUCUCGCCUCUUCCCGGUCGCGUAGGAUGGUGCGGCCGCGGGCCGACUAGAGUCACCGUGAAAUCCUGGCGUAGGAAGUGCCGCGGAGGCCACGGCUUGGAGGCCGGAAUCAUGGCGGCGGCGGCGGCGGCGGCGUCGGCUUCGCCCGCGGACCCCGGCCACGGGCACCACUUCGCCAAGAAGACCUUCCACAAGCCCACCUACUGCCACCACUGCACCGACCUCCUCUGGGGCAUCAUCGGACAGGGCUACAUCUGCGAAGUCUGCAAUUUCGUCGUGCACGAGCGGUGUUACAAAGUUGUCGUUUCCCCUUGUUCUAGUAUAGCUGCCAAUUUAAUUAAAAAUCCUGUCGCCCACAGGUGGUCCGACGCCACUCAUCAAAAUGCUCACAAGCAUAAACGAAAAUUUUGCAACGUCUGUCGGAAGCGGAUGGAAGACGGCAACGUGGGAACACACUGCGAAGUUUGUGAGUAUUACGUCCAUGCUGAGUGCCAGGAUCUAGCGGUCUCCGAUUGUAGAGAGAGUGCCACUUAUUUGCCUGGCGUCGAGUUGCAACUCGUGAAGCAUCAACAUCACUGGCGAGAAGGAAACCUACCAAGCAAUUCUAAAUGUGCUAUUUGUAAGAAAACUUGUUGGUCUGCCGAAUGUUUAGCUGGUUACCGUUGUGAAUGGUGCGGGAUCACCUGUCAUGCUGGUUGCAAGAAGAGCAUAUCAGAAGAGUGUAACUUUGGACUGUUAGAAAAAAUUUAUCUUCCUCCCCAUGCUGUUAGUGUUCCUCGGACGGAAAUGCCCAUAGAGUCUUUAAUAGGUGUUCAAAUGAGUAGGAAAGAUACUAUGUCUCCUCGCAGUAUAUCUGAUGAAUUCAGUAGUGGAGAUAGUCGACAUCGAGAUGUGGAGGAGCACACGUACGUUAGAGAUAGAAGCGGAAAAGAAAAGGAUGAUCGAGAUGAGGAAGUUCUAAAAGUCUAUGAUGGCGACUGUUCACUGAGACGGCGUAUCUUCAGAGUUAUCACUGUCUCACGGCUCGCCAGCACUGAACACAUUCUUACCACUGCUUUGCAUGCAUUCCACAUCACCAAAGAUCCAGCUAAUUUUUAUUUGACUGACCUCUAUGCACCAGAAGAAAUUGCAUUAUGCGAUCCUAGUCCUGUAAUGAAUUUGCAUCGCAAAGAGGGUAAAAGGCCAGCUGUCUUUCUUAGAUUUAAGGAUUCCGAAAAUGAUAGUGGGGAAGUGCGGGUUUAUCCAGGAAAAAUACAAACCUCAACUCCCUUCGUCACAGUAUUGGUCACCAGUGAUACGACCGUUACUGAUCUAGUUCAUGAUGCUGUUGAACAAUUUGGUCUUGAAAAUUCGCAGCCUGAUUUUUAUAGACUUAGUGAAGUUUCCCUUGAUCGAGGAGUAAUUGAACGAGUUUUAUCAUCGGAUGAAAAACCCUGGGAUAUAGUGAAGCAGAUGGGGAAAGAAUCCCUGCGGCAAAUGGAGUUAAUGCGAUUCUAUUUGCAGCAAACUAAAGAUCCUCAUGGAACUAAUUUAGCACUUUUUGUUGGCAAUUUACCUACUAAUUUAUCAGAGCGUAACUACGAAAAUUUGUUAAACAAUUUUUUAGGUAGAGAAAACAAAUUUUCUUCAAUAGGCCCUAUUUAUUAUGAAUACGGAUCCUUAGUGAUAGUUUAUGAAGACACAACCACAGCUGUUCGUUCUUUAUUCAGGCUUCGAGAGUGUGUCUUAGAAGACAAGCAAUUACUUGUUAUGCUUAUGCCCACCAUCGAACCCAAUAUGAUCCCUCCUGGUGUGCAACCACUACUAGUGUUCGUUAACAUUAAGUCUGGUGGAUGCCAAGGACUGGAACUUAUUUCUAGCUUUAGAAAACUUCUCAAUCCAUAUCAAGUAUUUGAUUUAGAUAAUGGCGGUCCUUUGCCAGGCUUGUACGUAUUCCGACGAAUUGAACAUUACAAAAUUCUGGUUUGCGGAGGGGAUGGCACAAUCGGAUGGGUUCUGCAAUGCCUUGAUAAUGUUGGUCAGGACUCUCAAUGUAACUCCCCUCCUUGUGCAAUUGUUCCUCUCGGCACAGGUAAUGAUCUAGCAAGAGUUCUGCGAUGGGGCUCUGGCUACAAAGCAGGUGAAGAUCCGCUGAAUUUGCUGAAAGAUGUCAUUGAGGCGGAAGAAAUUAAACUGGACAGAUGGACAGUGGUUUUUCAUUCUGAUGAUGAUAAGCCUCAGCCUCAAGUUCCAAAUCCUGCCGUUGUUCCUAGUUCUACCAGUGAGGAUAAUUCUCAGAUGUAUGUCAUGAACAACUAUUUUGGAAUUGGGUUGGACGCGGAUUUAUGCCUAGACUUCCACAAUGCUAGGGAGGAAAAUCCAGACAAGUUUAAUAGCAGAUUGCACAAUAAGACUGUGUACGUACGAAUGGGUUUAAAGAAGAUGGUCGGGCACAAAUGCAAAGACUUGCAUCGAGAGGUUCGACUGGAAGUUGACGGAAAAGUAAUCGAACUGCCACAGCUCGAAGGCCUUAUAAUUCUCAACAUUUUAAGUUGGGGCUCGGGUGCUAACCCUUGGGGACCAGACAAAGAAGAACGCUUCACAACUCCAAAUCACUGGGAUGGAGUCCUCGAAGUUGUUGGAGUCACUGGUGUUGUUCAUUUAGGACAAAUUCAGUCUGGCAUUCGAGGAGCCACUCGUAUCGCUCAGGGAGGUCACAUAAAAAUUAUUUUCAAUUCUCUAUUGCCUGUGCAAGUGGAUGGUGAACCAUGGGUUGCCAGUCCUGGUUACGUUGUUGUCUUGAAAUCGGCCCUCAAGGCAACGAUGCUGAAGAAAUCUAAAAUGAAGCGUCGUAACACUGAGCCGAGCAUACCUCCUGUUACGCAGGCGCCAAGUGAUGGCAACAAUGCUUAAGAAAACCAAAGGCACAAAAGAAAAACGACGGACUGGCAGCUCGAAUGCUCAAUCUCCCGGAGCACCUCCAGCUAACGUUCAACUGUCAGAUACUUCUUCUAAUGAUAACUCAUUACUAUGAAAAUAAAUAAAAAGUGGCUUACUGGAUCUCAUUAUAAGAUUUGUUACUAAUGUUUGUUUUUACUUAAAAAUGCAACCCACAAGUUCAUACCUUAUUUCAGUGAUACCAAUCAAGCAUUGAAGCAUCCUGAAGCAAACGGUGCAAAAUCUGUUUUGGUGAUCACCCCCACAAAGCUAGUAUUCUUAUCUAAUCUAGGGCUCAUCAGCAAAACCGACUUUGCCUUCUUUGCUCUAAGAUUCCUUAAUUCGGCUUAGGUAUCUUUGUUUUCCCUUUUUAAAUAUUGUACUUUAAAGUUUUCAAACUUGCCAUACUUAUCAUACCCUGUUCAGCACGGGAAGAACCCCCUUUAGUGCCGAUUAAAUUUCAAGGUGCAUUUAAUUAUUUAUUACUUUUCUAUUUUCUAAUUUUUCUCCUUUUUCCAUCUGUGUUCUUUCUUUUUUAAUCAACAAACAAUUAUUUUUGUUCAAUUUAAUUUGUUUUAAAUAUGUUGAUAUUUGUUCAAAAGUAACAUGAGUAUUAAGCUGUUUUGAGGAAGAUGUAAAAUUAGAUUAUCAGAUACCAAAUUUGUUAUUCUUUAUCGAGUAGACAAAUUAAGUGAUUUCAUCUAGACUAAUUGUUAAUUAUUUAUAAUUUUUAACCGUGCUCUAAAGUUCAUUACUCUUUUUUUCCUUUCUCUUAUUUUUUUGUUUCAUUCUGGGAAACAUAAUUUUAUCGUUACGAUCCAUAAUUUUGUUACUAAGAAUUCGAUUCCUUAUCAAUACCAAUAUUUCGUCACUCUUCCGACAGAAGGGCGUAACUUUCUCUCCUCUUGAACCCCUCAAAUCAUGGUGAUAUACGCACAACAGGACUCAUCUCACAAUGUAGUUAAGUCCCUUUGCCGGCAGAGUUACGAGUUUCCUCAUAUUUUGUCAGCAAAUUCAUGUACGUCGUUUAAAACUAAUUCACCAGUAUUGGCCUCAGAAAUACUGCCUAUUGACCUGUAAAUUUAACCAAGAUUCAAGUUGUUUUCAUGGAUGAAGAUCGUUUUCAUGAUUUGUAUUUAUGCAACUUCUUAAAUGUGUAUUUUUAGGUAAUUAAUGAGGCAUUCAUAUUGGGGCUGUGUACCAGCUUGUAAAUAUCACUGGUUGAAGUCUGGAUCUAGUUUUAAAAUGUUACAAAAUUAUUGAAAGGUAGUUUAAGUAUCUGGUCAUCUUUGUGGAUUGCCAAGGUGUAUAUUUUGUGACCACAAAACAACCAAGGAUUAAAAAAAGAGGGAAAAUCAAGGAGGAUGUUCCAAACAAUAAUGAACAUUUUAUUUGCUUGAGCAUUUAUUAUCUCUCUCUGCCUUUGCAAAUGUGUUUCUUCAAGUACUUUUUUUGUCAUGAGCCAUGAGGAUUUACCAAUUUACUUGAUGAUUUAUCAUUGAACACAAACAAGUGUAUAAACAUUUUUCAUCAAUCAUAGAGUUUUCUCCAAGAGUGAAAAUAACUUAUAUGAGGUGCUGCCACCUACACACCAAA
Bemisia tabaci is the source of this 4680-nucleotide messenger RNA. RefSeq names its product diacylglycerol kinase theta. The record is from RefSeq and is a predicted model, not a curated record. Gene Ontology annotation, cellular component: membrane. Gene Ontology annotation, molecular function: ATP-dependent diacylglycerol kinase activity. Lineage: Eukaryota; Metazoa; Arthropoda; Insecta; Hemiptera; Aleyrodidae. Gene Ontology annotation, biological process: phospholipase C-activating G protein-coupled receptor signaling pathway.